GACGGAGAUAGCAUUCUCGCGAGAAGUCUGGGAGGCGGCAGUGAUGGCGGCGGCGGGAACCGGACCCGGCCCGGGAGCGGGUGCCGGACCCGGCCCAGGAGCGGCCGCAAGUGCAACAGCGGCAGAAGACGGGGAGACGAAGCCGGUGGCAGCGGCAGCAGCCACUCCGGCCGGAGAGGGGACACCUUCUGCUCCGGCAACUGAGCCCAGUUCCGGAGAGGCUGAGAGCGGGGAUGCAAACUUGGUUGAUGUGAGUGGUGGUGUGGAGUCAGAAUCCUCUAAUGGAAAAGAUACACUAGAAGGUGCUGGGGAUACUUCAGAGGUGAUGGAUACUCAGGCGGGCUCCGUGGAUGAAGAGAGUGGCCGGCAGUUGGGAGAGGUAGAGCUGCAAUGUGGGAUAUGUACAAAAUGGUUCACAGCGGACACCUUUGGCAUAGAUACCUCAUCCUGUCUACCUUUCAUGACCAACUACAGUUUUCAUUGCAAUGUAUGCCAUCAUAGUGGGAAUACCUAUUUCCUCCGGAAGCAAGCAAACUUGAAGGAAAUGUGCCUUAGUGCUUUGGCCAACCUAACGUGGCAGUCCCGAACACAGGAUGAACAUCCGAAAACCAUGUUCUCCAAAGAUAAGGAUAUUAUACCAUUUAUUGAUAAAUACUGGGAGUGCAUGACAACCAGACAGAGACCUGGGAAAAUGACUUGGCCAAAUAACAUUGUUAAAACAAUGAGUAAAGAAAGAGAUGUAUUUUUGGUAAAGGAACACCCUGAUCCUGGGAGUAAAGACCCAGAAGAAGAUUACCCCAAAUUUGGACUUUUGGACCAGGAUCUUAGUAACAUUGGUCCCGCUUAUGACAACCAAAAACAAAGCAGUGCCGUGUCUACCAGUGGGAAUCUAAAUGGUGGAGCCACUUUUGGAGGGGGAAUUGCAGCCGGAAGCAGCGGAAAAGGAAGAGGAGCUAAGCGCAAACAGCAGGAUGGAGGGACCACAGGGACCACCAAGAAGGCCCGGAGUGACCCUUUGUUUUCUGCUCAGCGCCUUCCCCCUCAUGGCUACCCUUUGGAACACCCGUUUAACAAAGAUGGCUAUCGGUAUAUUCUAGCUGAGCCUGAUCCCCACGCCCCUGAUCCUGAGAAGCUUGAACUUGACUGCUGGGCAGGAAAACCUAUUCCCGGAGACCUCUACAGAGCCUGCUUGUACGAAAGAGUUUUGUUAGCCCUACACGAUCGAGCUCCCCAGUUAAAGAUCUCCGAUGACCGGCUGACUGUGGUUGGAGAGAAGGGCUACUCUAUGGUGCGGGCCUCUCAUGGGGUACGGAAGGGUGCCUGGUACUUUGAAAUCACUGUGGAUGAGAUGCCGCCAGACACUGCUGCAAGACUGGGUUGGUCCCAGCCCUUAGGUAACCUUCAAGCUCCCUUAGGUUAUGAUAAAUUUAGUUAUUCUUGGCGGAGCAAAAAGGGAACCAAGUUCCACCAAUCCAUUGGCAAACACUACUCUUCUGGCUACGGACAGGGAGACAUCCUGGGAUUUUAUAUAAAUCUUCCUGAAGACACAGAGACAGCCAAGUCACUGCCUGACACUUACAAAGAUAAGGCUUUGAUAAAGUUCAAGAGUUAUUUGUAUUUUGAGGAAAAAGACUUUGUGGAUAAAGCAGAGAAGAGUCUAAAGCAGACUCCCCAUAGUGAGAUAAUAUUUUAUAAAAAUGGUGUCAACCAAGGUGUGGCUUACAAAGAUAUUUUUGAGGGAGUUUACUUUCCAGCCAUCUCACUGUACAAGAGCUGCACGGUUUCCAUCAACUUUGGACCAUGUUUCAAGUAUCCUCCAAAGGAUCUCACUUACCACCCUAUGAGUGACAUGGGCUGGGGCGCUGUCGUAGAACACACUCUGGCUGAUGUCUUGUAUCAUGUGGAAACAGAAGUGGAUGGGAGGCGCAGUCCCCCAUGGGAACCCUGACCAGCGUCAGAAACGGGGGCUGGAUGAGGAAGGACAGCCAGCAUUGGAAGGGGGACACAUUGGAAGGAGUGACUUGUGUCUCGGCCACUCUCCUGUUGCUCCCGUCCUCGCCAACCAGAUCAGCCACCCCCCUUGUCCUGUGAAAACCGGAAUCUCAAGGAGGUGAACGGCGGUUUAAAAGGGCUGACAAUCUACUUCCAACUCUUCUCUUUGAACAUGGGUAUUGAUGUGUGCAGGUUAUUUUCCUGCCCUGCUUAUCUUCCUUUGUAACAGCUGGUGGUUAAAGGGCAGUUUUCAGAAUAGUAACAAUUGGAAUGUAAGAAUGCCCCUUCCCUGCGCAUCCCUUUAUUGCUUCCCUACCUCCCUUCUUAAACGCAUCAGUCUUACAACAAAUGCAGCCCUCCCAGCAUUGCCCCAAAGACUCUCCUGCAUGUUACUUUCUACCUAGGUUAACAGGUGGAGCGGUUCACCAAGAGGCAGGGGAUAUGUUGCCACAGAGUCACCAUAUCUUGUGCCUGUGGCUCUUCUGAAUAUCUUAUUGUCAUUUUCCUAUUUAAGAAAUUGCCCAAAUUUCAAGUGAAUUUUAGUAACUUAUUAGGUAGCAUUUACUUAUUAGUAGCAUUAACUAAUAUGUUUGUAUCCUAAUGAAUCUCCCACGCUCUUCAUUUUUGCCAUGCCAUAUAUCUUAACAGGAAACCUAACAGAGUCAGUUUGACUGUAGGCCCCUGUAGUGGAUUGAAUAAUGUCCCGCAAAACUCAUUGAAGCUUGAAUUGUGUUCCCAAAUUUUAUGCAUUAGAAACUUAGCCCCCACUGUGACUGUUAAGAGGGUGGGAAAUCCUAUCCUGGUAAUUGAAAGGUGGAGCCUUAAAGAAUUGAUUGGAUUGUAGGACCAUGCAGUAGUGAAUGGAUUAAAAAUGGUGGUCAGAGGUGUGGUUCUGAGGGCUUUAAAAGAAGAGGAGAGUCUGUCUUUCUCUCUCUCUGCUCUCUCUGCUUCCACCAUCUUGCAGUGUGAGACCCUGGGUCACUAUUGCCUCCACCAGAUGGACUUUGGACUUCCCAGCCUCAGAAACUGUAAGCAGUAAAUAUCGUUUUUCUUUAUAAAUCACCCAGUUUCAGGUAUUUUCUUAUAGCAACACAAAUGGUCUAAUACAGCCCAUCACCCCUAGACACAUUAAUUUGUGGGCUGGUCUUAAAAGGGCAAACCUGGUUAUAAAGCUUUUAGAUCAUCAGAGUUUGAGGGACUCCAAGAAAAUGAGGUGGUAUAACCCAGAGGAAGCUGGAGGUAAACUCUUUGUCACAUAAGUGACCACAUAUAAGUUGUGCGCCCACUCCAUCUAAACUAUAAAAUGAGGUUUUUGUAUACUUGGCUCUCGUAAGUCAGAGGUGACAGAAAUAAUAAUUUUCUUGUUAAUACUGGAUAUUCGAGAGAGUGUGUGUGUUUUUGUUUUAAUAAGGUUCAUUUGAGGAACUCAGAGAAUACCUACUCUUCAGAUAGUCCUAUAAAAAAUAGUUUCUGUAAUCAGAUCAUCUGUGACAACUUGUUUAAAUCCAAUGUAAAAUUAAGUGGGAAAAGCUCUCCCCAGAUACCACAAAGACACAGUUACAUAGUUUGAAGGAGGCAAAUUAUAAUCCAGUUCAAAACCAUGGUGUUUGUUGAAAGCCCCCCCUUUUUUUUUUUUACUGUCAGCCUGUUCUCUUGAAACUAGAGUAUAUUUUGUAUUAACAUAUCUUUAAAAAAGUAACCAUUUUCUCUUAUCUAGUAAUGGUAGAAAUAGUUCUCUACAACUAUCUACCCUUACUCUGAGGUUCCUAGAUAAACAAUAAUUUCACCCAUGCCAAAAAAAGACUAAGAAGCAGUCAGAAUAAAUUAUAAUAAAUACGUCUAUCAGUUGUAACGUUGUAAUACCUCAAUAAAUACCAAUGUUCCCACUGUUGCUAUUUUGUUUAAUAAAUAAGCUAGAACUCUUAUUUCCAAAUGGUGUAAAUCAUCAAUGCUAUUAAAACUAGAACAGAAGAGUUUUAGGUGGUAAUUGUUGAUUUUUUUUUUCAUUCUACUUAACACAUUUUAGCAAAGUAAUCCCAUUCCAAUUUAUAUUUUUAAAUUACAAGUACUCUGAAUCCUGGAAAAGGGAAUUUGCUAUCACCAUGUUAUCCCUUCAGCCAGUUCUCCCAAAAUAGUAAAAUUUUAACCUGUUCAAGUAGAGAAGUUGGCAGCCCCGAGCCAAGUUGGCAGCUGUGGGAUUCUCUUACUACUGACUGACAUCAUAAGUAAUA
Messenger RNA from Cynocephalus volans (Philippine flying lemur), 4223 nucleotides. RefSeq names its product ASH2 like, histone lysine methyltransferase complex subunit (gene ASH2L). Gene Ontology annotation, molecular function: protein binding; transcription cis-regulatory region binding. Lineage: Eukaryota; Metazoa; Chordata; Mammalia; Dermoptera; Cynocephalidae. The transcript is spliced from 18 exons. The record is from RefSeq and is a predicted model, not a curated record. Bases 44 to 1948 code for a protein of 634 amino acids. Gene Ontology annotation, cellular component: Set1C/COMPASS complex.